AUGCCAGGCGAUUUGGACGACAGCAGCGACUACGGAUCCGACUUUACCCCGGAUGAAGAAGAGCUGCUGAACGAUCUGCUCGCCAAAGUCGCCACAGAACACGCGACCGCCCAGGCCUCUGCUACCGCGACGGCGACAGUGACGGCAACGACAACGACAGCCUCGAAAACCGUACAGGCGACAGUCACCGCCGUCGCUGAUAUUGAAGAAUAUGCUGAAGCUCCAGCAAGUCAACGAGUGCCUAAGGUACUGGGCCGUGAAAAGCCCGGUUAUCUAUGGCAGAAGCGCAAGACCUGGCAGGUCUCGACGUCUGCAGGGGCAAGGGCAGAUCAGAUCUCGGGCGACAUUUGCGCCGCGUCUGUAGAGCAUCCAGAUUCCAUCGAAGGCCGCGAAAGACAACGAGAGAGAGACGUAGCCCGUGAACGGGAAUGGAUCGGUGAUUCGACAACAAGUCCAGCGCCUGAUUUUCGAUCACCUAUUGAACGAUUCAGAAAGCCACCCAACAAGGCCUUUUCCGUUACUGAUCUGAUCUCUCCUGCAUGGUGCGAGCUACAGUACUGGUAUACCUUGACUAAGCAUGGGAGGAAGAGGAGAACGCCCGCUAUGAAGCAGGGGAGUACUAUUCACAAAACGCUCGAGGAUGAGGUACACACGACUGUUCCCGUGGAAAUCACAACCAAGGAAGAUGCGUUGGCCUUGAGGCUGUGGAAUGUCAUACAGGGCUUACGGACACUGCGAGAAUAUGGUCUUACUCGGGAGCUGGAGGUCUGGGGUCUUGUCGAUGGUGAGCUGGUCAAUGGAGUCAUUGACCAGCUCUCGUAUGAGUGCCCAGACCCGGAGCUUGAGGCGACAGCCGCCAGAUACUAUGCCGAUGUGGAGGCCUCUAGGGCGGUAAUGCCCGAGUAUCAGAUGUCUCUGACAGAUUACCUGCUAGCUCCCUCGCAGGGCGGGAAGAGGCUGUCAGAGAUGACAUGGACGGAUGAGCCUGAUGAGCUGGUCGAGGACCCUCCCAGCACCCAAUCGUCUGAGGCCUUCAACAUCCCUCGAGUCUAUCUCACAGACAUCAAAACGCGAGCCAGCGGCUCCAUACCCACCAUCAGGAGCACGUCAUUUCGGCCGACGCUACUCCAGCUCCAAAUCUACUAUCACAUGCUGAACCGUCUCACCACCACCGAUGAGGUGUCCAUCGAGACGCUCGCCUCCCGCUACGACCUAGAUCCCCAUCGUACUUUCACCGACGCUUUUAUCGCUGAAGUCGGCGGCCUAAACGAUCAAUUCUUCGACGCCCUUUCAGCCUCGGAAUUCGAUCCAGACUUCAUCCCUUCGCCCGAAGAUGCUGCACGCAGACCGUCCAUGCGAUCAUCGGGGUCCCUCCCCUCCGCAAGCCAGGACUCAACCAGUAUUCUCCUCGAACACAAUAACCUGUCCAGUCUCUGGAAAUUUAUGAAAGACCAACUCCGCCUUACUUUCCUUCCCUCGCCGCAACCCUCCGCCUCCGUUGCACCCUCUAUCCCCUCGGAAUUCCAGCCUAGCAUGCUAGAACCAUACCCGACGAUCAUAUCACCUCUCCUGACAGCUCGCUAUCUCUCCUCCGCACCCACGGCAGACCUGCACACCCGCGUCCUGGGCAGCCGUAGCUUUCUUUUCGAUCCAACAUCCAUGUCAUCCUAUCUCUCCGAUCAGAUGGACUGGUGGCGCGGUAAUCGUGACCCGCGCGGCGUCGAAAUCAUGGAAGCAUGGAAGUGCCGCAUAUGCGAGUUCCGCGAGGAAUGCUCCUGGCGGCAGGAGAGAGAAUGGAGCAUGGCGAGACGGAAAAAGGGCCCGAAGGAUCUUGAUGCUGCCGUGUGA
Messenger RNA from Aspergillus viridinutans, 1848 nucleotides. Its product is annotated as exonuclease V. The transcript has 2 exons. Gene Ontology annotation, cellular component: mitochondrion; nucleus. Gene Ontology annotation, molecular function: single-stranded DNA 5'-3' DNA exonuclease activity. Lineage: Eukaryota; Fungi; Ascomycota; Eurotiomycetes; Eurotiales; Aspergillaceae. Gene Ontology annotation, biological process: interstrand cross-link repair. The coding region runs from base 1 to 1848 and encodes 615 amino acids. The record is from RefSeq and is a predicted model, not a curated record.